AGGAACACAGAGAGAGAGAGACAGAGAGAUAAGGAGAGGGACAAAAAGAGAAAUAGGAACACGGAGAGAGAGAGAUAAGGAGAGGGACAAAAAAGAGAGAAAUGGGAACACAGAGAGAGAUAGAGAAAGAGAGAGAGGAUGAAUGAGGGGCAGAGAAAGAGUCAGAUCUGCACACUACUGCGGGUGCUUGAGUGUUUAGGUAUGUUAUUUAGUAACCUUAAGUAAUAUACGGAUUUGGUUUAACCCUCUGGUUUCUCAGUGGGAACAUCAGCAGGGGGUCUUUCCUUCUUUUAUCCAGAGCACUGAAGCCUAAGAAUCUUUAGUCAUGUCCUCUGCUGGAGCUCUAGAGGCGGUGAACAUCCUGUGGAGGAACAACAACUUCAGCCUGCUCAGUAAAGAUGCUCCGCUAUCUGACCAGGGAGACACCAUCAUCGGAGUUUACCUGCUGCUGCUCGGUUGGCUGUCAUGGUUUGGAAACAGUAUAGUGAUCUUUGUCCUGUUGAAGCAGAGGGCGACUCUGCAACCUACAGAUUACCUCACACUUAACCUGGCCUUAUCAGACGCCAGCAUCUCCGUGUUCGGAUACUCCCGCGGCAUCCUCGAGAUCUUUAAUGUGUUUCAGGAUAACGGAUACCUCAUCACCUCAGUGUGGACCUGCCAGGUGGACGGAUUCUUUACUCUCCUUUUUGGCCUGGGUAGCAUUACCACGUUAAGUGCCAUCAGUGUCACUCGUUACAUAAAGGGAUGUUACCCAAGCAAAGCUCACUGUAUCACAAAGACCACUGUAGGAAUGAGUAUCGUGUUUAUAUGGAUUUCAGCUGUGUUUUGGUCUACAGCUCCACUGGUGGGCUGGGGAAGUUACACAGAUCGAGGGUAUGGUACCUGUGAAAUCGACUGGGCCAAAGCGAAUUACUCCACCAUCCACAAAUCCUACAUCAUCACCAUCCUGAUCCUUUGUUUCUUUGUUCCUGUGUUGAUCAUGCUGUUCUGCUAUGUGUCCAUCAUCAACACUGUGAAGAGAGGAAACGCCAUGUCAGCAGACAGAGACUUGUCUGACAGACAGAGAAAGAUCGAGAGAGAUGUCACCAUAGUUUCAAUAGUCAUCUGUACAGCGUUCAUCCUGGCCUGGUCUCCGUACGCCGUGGUGUCCAUUUGGUCGGCGUGCGGCUUCCAUGUUCCCAGUCUGACCAGCAUCUUUACCCGGCUCUUCGCCAAGUCUGCAAGCUUCUACAACCCGCUCAUCUACUUCGGCCUUAGCUCAAAAUUUCGAAAAGAUGUUGCUGUGCUGCUGCCCUGCACCCAGCAUCGCAGCAAUGCAGUCAAACUCAAACGCUACACACACAUGAAGGCCAAAGGAGAUGAGUUUCACAGGUACAGAGCUGAAGAAAAGGAUGUGUGUAUUCCUGCUUACCAACAAGCCAUGAAGGAGCCCCAGACAGGAAGAGAACCUAUUAACCCCAUACACAACCCUGACUCUGGGGUGUGCAGCCAUCCCCGCACUCCUCCUCCACUCAGCCAGCAGGUGCAUCUCAUUCAGAUGCCCCAAACAUCGGAAUCCCUUGAAUAUGAGUCUGACAGACUGUAGAAUGUAGUGAAUCAUUCUGUAACUAUUGCUUUGAAUUUUAAACCAUAAAAAAAUGACCAGAAAGACUGAAAAGAUAUUUUCUAUAUGUACUGUACUAUAUGUAAGUGAUUUAAAAAAAAAAGAAACUUAAAACAUUUGAUCCAUCUGUUUUUACUUUCUCUUCAUCAAUAUACCUAUUUAUUAUAUACACACAAUGCAGUUUGAUCACCUGUGGAUAACUGUGCCAAUGGUAUUUAGCCCUAAAUUUAUUUCUACUUAAAGAGAGAUGCAGCAGAACAUUUAUCUUUUAGUGCUCCUCUAUCACUGUCUUGUUCAUGCACACUGUGCAAGCAGAUCUUUCAAAGCUUUAACUUUAAAGUUGAUUCCUCAGUCAGUGCCAACAUGCACAUCACCUGGUAGAUUGCUAAAUAGCUGACGUGGACAUUGAAUGUUGCUGGAAAAUAGUGAGUGAGAAAACAAGCGAUUUUUAGGAAAACAUGUCACUUUUAAACAUCCUUAUGUUUGAGA
Tachysurus vachellii is the source of this 2092-nucleotide messenger RNA. RefSeq names its product opsin 6, group member a (gene opn6a). Gene Ontology annotation, cellular component: membrane. Gene Ontology annotation, molecular function: G protein-coupled receptor activity. The transcript has 6 exons. Gene Ontology annotation, biological process: G protein-coupled receptor signaling pathway. The coding region runs from base 326 to 1585 and encodes 419 amino acids. Lineage: Eukaryota; Metazoa; Chordata; Actinopteri; Siluriformes; Bagridae. The record is from RefSeq and is a predicted model, not a curated record.